Molecule: messenger RNA, 2719 nt
Organism: Drosophila miranda
Lineage: Eukaryota; Metazoa; Arthropoda; Insecta; Diptera; Drosophilidae
Gene: Ir84a
Product: glutamate receptor U1
Exons: 5
Coding region: 711-2654 (647 amino acids)
Cellular component (GO): membrane
Molecular function (GO): glutamate-gated receptor activity
Source: RefSeq, a predicted model, not a curated record
UGGGUAAACAGCACAAAAACAUGGCAAGGUAACUCAGCAUAUCAUUUUUUUGCAUGUUUAAUACAACCAGCUUAAGCUUAUAUUUUAUCUGAUCUAGAACAGCCAUACUGUCAUGUGUCUGAUGGAGGCCGUGAAACACCCGUUGGAUCUGCAAGAAGGCGGGAGACUGGAUGGCAUGAAACUGGGUUUCCUCAGUAGCGAGGGGAUUUCUUUUUCUGUGAUUCAAUUGCCAAACAUUUUGCAACUGAUAUUUUUUAAUCAAGGAAAAAUUACGGAGCAUGCCCUUAGAGUGCCUUUGUCCCCCCCCUCAUUUUUAAAAUGGAAUACCAAUUGAAGCAAAGGGAACUUGAUGACGAUUUGACAGAAGUAUAUUGGAAGUAUCUUUAUCUACGUUACGCUUAAUUUUCCAGAAAAUUAAAUCCAAUCUCAUACUUUUUAUUACGCACAUUCAGCAAUAAUACCAGCAAUUUUCGCCAUUCCUUUCAGGACACUUUUCUUGUCAACCGCACAAUUUGCGUGUGUGUCCAGGAUAAACGUAUAUAUUGCUGAUAUGAUAAAUGUGUAUAAAUUAUGCACUUGCAGACAGAGUAUGAAACCCUAUAAAAGCGACGGAGGCGAAAGCCCGUCGCCACACACACAAAGCCAACACAAUCCGCCGAGUGAAAGAAGCGAAACGGAGCUUUGAGUCAAAGUGAAAGUGGCCAUAUAAAAUGAUUAAGUUGCAAGUGAAAGUUAUUUCAUGGGUUUUUAUAAUUUUAACAGGAUUUUUAUGCACGCCACAAAUUGAAAGCAUAAAUACCAAUUUCCUUGAGCUGGCAGCCUUCGAGGACUUUCUGCGGUCGCAGCACUUGCAGCAGUCGCUUGUCGUCCGUAUCAAAGGACGAGAUGGCGAUGGCGACGAGGAUGGCGACUGGAAAAUUGAAUGCCACCAGAAAUUGUUGGCCAACUAUCGUGUGCAAUUUUAUCAGCCAGGAAUUUCCCACAAUUUCGACGAUCUCAUGUACUAUGGGGCGCCGCGUACAGCGGUUCUGGUGCUAAAGUUCGAGCACCGUUUUGUCAAGCAGUGGGUCUAUACAGUGGCCUCUAAGGCUGGAUACUUCAACAAUUCACUGGCAUGGUUUAUGCUCGGCACCAGUCGGGCAUCCCAACUAGAUGAGGCACAAAUUAAAGAACAUUUGGAUGGCUACAAGAUGGGAAUUGAUGUGGAUAUCACGGUGGCCUUGAAGGCCAGAGAUAACACCUCGUGGCGGCUUUAUGAUGUCUACAGGAUUGAUCAGCAAGUGUCAAGUGCCCCCCUGAUUGUGGAGAGAAAGGGAGACUGGUCUCCAGCGCAGGGAUACAAGCUGAUGGACACCUUCCGCAGAAGCUGGAUAAUUCGAAGGCGCAACUUUCGCAAUGUCACCCUGCGAGGCAGCACAGCGGUAACGGAGAAACCUUCGGGCUACGAUGACAUGGAGUACCUGGCCAACGAUAAGCAGCUCCUGCAACUGGAUCCCAUGCAGCGAAAAACCUAUCAAUUGUUCAGACUCGUCGAGCGGAUGUACAAUCUCAGCCUGGCCAUAAGCUUCACGGACAACUGGGGCCAGCAGCUGGCCAACGGCAGAUGGUCGGGUGUGAUGGGUCAGAUAACCAACGGGGAGGCCGACUUUGCCGUGUGUCCCAUUCGCUUUGUACCCGAAAGGCAGCUCCAUGUGCAGUAUUCACCCGUUCUCCACACCCAGCCCAUUCACUUUUUGUUCCGCCAUCCGCGGCACAGUCACAUUCGGAACAUAUUCUUUGAGCCACUUAGCUCUCAGGUGUGGUGGUGCGUCCUGGUCCUGAUUACAUUCAGCAUCCUGCUGCUGUUGCUCCUCAUCCGCCAUGAGGCACUACAGAAUGGAAAUCUUGUGGAGACACGUGUGGCCUUUGUGUGGUUCACCAUGCUGGAGACUUAUCUGCAGCAGGGUCCGGCCACCGAGCUCUUCCGACUGAUGUCCACCCGUUUGCUGAUCAGCGCCAGCUGCAUCUUCAGCUUCAUGUUGAUGCAGUUCUAUGGAGCCUUCAUUGUGGGAUCCCUGCUCUCGGACAGCCCCAGAAGCAUUCUCAAUCUGCAGGCGCUGUUCGAGAGCAACCUGGACAUCGGCAUGGAGAACAUCUCGUAUAACUUUGCGGUUUUUGGCAACACCAGUGGACAGCUCGUAAGAGAUGUAUACAGCAAGAAGAUCUGUCGAUCUGGAGAGCACAAUGUUAUCACCUUGGAGCAGGGAGCCAAGCGGAUUAUAAAGGGUCGUUUUGCAUUUCAUGCGGCCAUCGAUCGUCUGUACAGGCUGCUCCUCGAGUUGCGGAUAGAGGAGCACGAGUUCUGCGAACUCCAGGAAAUAAUGUUCAAUCCCCCCUAUGCGGCUGCCUCCGUGAUGGCCAAAGGCUCACCCUGGCGCGAACAUCUAGCCCAUGCCAUUCUCCAUCUGAAGGCCACUGGCCUGAUGCAGUACAACGACCGCUUGUGGUCGGUGCCCAAGCCGGACUGCAGCCUCUUCAAGGCCUCCCAGGUGGAGGUGGAUCUGGAGCACUUUGCCCCGGCUCUCUUCGCCCUAGUGCUGGCCAUGAUAGCCAGUGCAUUGGUGUUUCUGCUGGAGCUGAUGGUCUCCAGGCUGGCUCCCUUCCGUCCAAGUUAAGAUGGGUGUGGGCCGCCAGGCGCGAUGUCCAUUUACGUAAUCAGCUUGCAGAGCGCCCGGCUUGG